Camelina sativa (false flax) is the source of this 1314-nucleotide messenger RNA. RefSeq lists its product as uncharacterized. NCBI's taxonomy places the organism in Eukaryota, Viridiplantae, Streptophyta, Magnoliopsida, Brassicales, Brassicaceae. The record is from RefSeq and is a predicted model, not a curated record.
AGGGUUUGGAUACUCAGUUGCUUUAUUUUAACAAUGUUUUUUUUCUCUUUAUAUAACAAACACAAGAGAGUGUUUGCUAAAAUACAUAUAACAUUCAGAAGAAGCUCUGGAAAAUCUAGAAGCCGCUGGUCAGGAAACUUCUACUUUCAAAAAAAUCUCUGUUAGUACUGGAUGCGACUAUAGUAAAAAAGGAUCCGAGAAACUUUCCUGCAACAUGGUGCCAACAUGCCCUGGUCCAGUUGGGCGUUCGUCAUUUGCAGAAGCAAAGAAGCGACUGCAAAAGCUCGAGCAAGAAUAUCAACACACUUACGAGAAGUACACAGAACUACAAUCAGACAGGUAUAGGUACUACGUUGUUUUACAACAUCCAGGACAUCACAGUUCCUGGGUUGGCUGCUGUAUUAAUGUCAGCGAAGGUUUAGUGGAGCAACUGCAGAAUGUUCUUGACAAGCUGAAUACAGAAGAAGCAUCACAAAGAGGAAGAGAACCACCUACAAACGGUAAGCAAUUCUUCUUGAUGCACGGUUGUAAAAGCUUGGCACAAGAAAAGAUGGUACUGCAACAUCUAAAAGCAGAAAACAAAGAGCAAUACACUGAUGGCCUGAGUCAAGAAACAGUUGACCUCAAAAGAAUUAAGCGGGAGUUCAGGUGCAUUCACAGAAUAAUUCCACAGAAUAGCAGCAAGAAAUCUAUACAUGAUCUGUUGAGGAGAGUUAAAGAGAUACAGAAGUUGACAGAAAAGGCUAUUUCCAAUGGUGCACUAACGGGCAACCGCACGAGUCUGGACGAUAUGAAAGAUUCUACAAGUGUCACAAUAAAGCUUCUGGCGAAGGUAAUCAGAGAAUUUGAGAAAGAGAGAAUGGAGAUUGAGAACAUCUUGCAAGACAGAGUACAUUUUGCAAGAAAAAAUGAAAAAGGGUACACAGACAAAAUGAGAUUUCUACAGGAAAAAUGUAAAUGCAUAGGUGAGAAACGUGAUGCAGAAAAGAAAUACUUGCUCGAUCUGAAGAAAAAUUUCAGGGCGAGGCACAAAACUGCUUCACAAAGAAAAGGCUGCCGAAAAGGAUAACUUCUAAGACACAUGCAAAGAUCUAUUCCAAAGAAUAGAAGCAAGACGCCUAUAUAUGUAUGGAUGAUGAACUGAUGAUAAGCUAUCAUGUUGUAAAUCACAUUGAUGAUUCCUUUUAUGAUACACCUCUCCUCUAUAAGAUGUAUAUUACAAUAUUUCCUUACCAGAUCAAUAUAAUAAGCAACCAAAUCAUUUUCGCUAUUGUAUCAUUGGCUAUGAACAAAGAAAUUCUAUUAAACAACUAA